GUGCCCCAGGAGGCAGCCUGCCCCUUCCCAGAGCAGGGCCAGCUGUCCCCACCAUGGCCCAGCAUGGUGCCAGCGCAUGACAGGCAGAUGUGGCCAUUCCCAGGUGGGACGGUGAGUGCGAUAAGAGCGGGUGAUGGGGCUGAGGAGUCCCUGUGCCCACAGCUUGGGACAGUCCCCACGUGUCAGCAGCAGGCAGGGCCACUCCAAGGUCCCCAGCAGUCCAGACACUAUAAGAGGGGUGAGCAGCCCCAUUACGGCACCUUUGCUCAGCACAACCAUGCUGGGAGCCGUCUGUCUCGUCGUGCUGCUGGGCUACGCCUACGGAUGCGGUCAGCCGGCCGUGCCACCACAGCUGAGCUCCCGCGUGGUGGGCGGUGAAGAUGCUGUAGCCCACAGCUGGCCAUGGCAGAUCUCGCUGCAGUACAGCCGCUCUGGGUCCUGGUACCACACUUGUGGUGGAACCCUCAUUGCCCCCCAGUGGGUGCUGACAGCUGCCCACUGCAUCAGCUCUUCCCUGACCUACCGUGUGGUGCUGGGCAAGCAGGACCUGUCAGUGGAUGAUGAGCCUGGUUCUGUGGCCGUCGGUGUGGAGAAGACGAUUGUCCACGAGAAAUGGAACUCUAUCCUUGUCAUCAACGACAUUGCCCUGGUCAAGCUGGCAGAGGAGGUGCAGGAGACUGACACCAUCCGUGCUUCCUGCCUGCCAGCUGCUGACAAGGUCCUGCCCAACGACUACCCCUGCUAUGUCACCGGCUGGGGACGUGUCAGGACCAACGGGCCCCUGGCCGAUGCCCUGCAGCAGGCCCUGCUGCCCGUGGUGGAUUAUGAGACCUGCUCCAAGUGGGACUGGUGGGGCAGCCUCGUGCGCACAACCAUGGUGUGUGCUGGCGGUGACGGCGUCGUCUCUGGAUGCAACGGCGAUUCUGGAGGCCCCCUGAACUGCCAGCGCGACGAUGGGAUCUGGGAGGUCGAGGGCAUCGUCAGCUUCGGCUCCGGCCUGAAAUGCAACAUGAAAAAGAAGCCAACAGUCUUCACCCGGGUGUCUGCCUACAUCGACUGGAUCAACGAGGUGGGUGCCCCUUCCUCUGCCGCCAUGCAGGUUGGCCACACUGCCCCUGCCCCGCCAGUGGUCUCACCAUGAGCCUCCCCGUGUCUUUCUUUGGCAGAAAAUGAGCGAGAACUGAGGACACAGCAUGGAGCACAAGCACCGAGUGUGAUAAAGGCAAUAGUGCUAAGCUGGUCUCGUGUGGUUCUUUUGAGGGGACAUAGUGGAGCAGAACCGGGGGGUGUACCUUGUGGUGCUGGGCUUCUGCCUGUGUGCUGGGGAGAGCCCCCACAUUGGGCAGUGAGGCUGGGCAGGCUCCUGGGAACCUAAGGUGGGCAGAGAUCCCACAAGGUACUCCCAGCUAGGAGUAGAGCCAUGGCCCUAGCCAAACCAAAGGUUCAAGGCUUGGCUGGUGGUUUGAUGGGAGAGUGGCUGGAAUCCAGCCUGGUGGUCCUGGGAGGCUCUAGGGAACUUGGGGAGGGGUUAUAGGGCCCCUAGCUGGCCCAAGGAGGUUUUAGGUGUCUUGGCUGGCGCUGGGAUGUUUCAGGGAGUCUUACUGGUAACUGGGCUACUUGAUGGCAGAUGAUUUAUAAUGGGGUGUUGAGGUAAUUGGGUUGGUCCUGGGGGUCAUUCUGCAGCCCCACCACAUUCCCUCCACAAUCUGUGCUGCUGGAGUGCUCCCACUCUGUUUUCACCUCUGUCAGGGAUGCCCUGGGGAAGGAGCAGCCACUGCAAUCCAUGCCAUGGAAAGGAGAGGGACAAGGCUGAGCCAUCUCUACCCAAAAUCACCCCUACCGCACUCCCAACGCUUCCUUAGUGAGGGAAGUGGGGAAAUAAACAAGGGGAAGAGUGCAGGGUCACUUUUCCUGAACAG
Passer montanus (Eurasian tree sparrow) is the source of this 1919-nucleotide messenger RNA. Its product is annotated as chymotrypsin-C-like. Gene Ontology annotation, molecular function: serine-type endopeptidase activity. The transcript is spliced from 7 exons. Lineage: Eukaryota; Metazoa; Chordata; Aves; Passeriformes; Passeridae. Gene Ontology annotation, biological process: proteolysis. The record is from RefSeq and is a predicted model, not a curated record. Bases 134 to 1141 code for a protein of 335 amino acids.